Molecule: messenger RNA, 1092 nt
Organism: Striga hermonthica
Lineage: Eukaryota; Viridiplantae; Streptophyta; Magnoliopsida; Lamiales; Orobanchaceae
Source: the annotation of a GenBank genome assembly
AUGUUGGGCCUUGCGAAGAGAAUUGGUGCGAGGUUUCUUCUAACUAGUACGAGUGAGGUGUAUGGGGAUCCUCUUGAGCAUCCCCAGAAGGAAACAUAUUGGGGACAUGUGAAUCCUAUUGGCGUAAGGAGCUGCUAUGACGAAGGUAAACGAACUGCUGAAACCUUGACUAUGGAUUAUCAUCGAGGUGCUGAUGUUGAGGUGCGAAUUGCGCGCAUUUUUAAUACGUAUGGGCCUCGAAUGUGUCUAGAUGACGGGCGUGUGGUUAGCAACUUCGUCUCACAGGCUAUACGGAAACAACCAAUGACAGUCUAUGGGGACGGAAAACAAACACGAAGCUUCCAAUAUGUGUCUGACUUGGUAGACGGACUGGUGGCAUUGAUGGAGGGUGAACAUGUGGGCCCAUUCAACUUGGGUAACCCAGGAGAAUUCACUAUGUUGGAGCUUGCGGAGGUUGUGAAAGAAACUAUCGAUCCCAGUGCUACAAUCGAAUUUAAACCAAACACGGCUGAUGAUCCUCACAAGAGGAAACCGGAUAUUACCAAAGCAAAGGAGCUUCUCAACUGGGAGCCAAAGAUUUCCCUACAAGAAGUUCAAUUUUCAAGUGAGAUCUCGAGGUUCGUGAUGGCUCCAGCUAAAGUCGAUUCGUCCAAGAAAUCGGACCCAAAGGCUCAGGCUUUGAAGACAGCCAAGGCCGUAAAAUCUGGGGGAACAGCCUUUAAGAAGAAGGCCAAGAAAAUACGCACGAAGGUCACUUUCCACCGUCCGAGGACAUUGAAGAAGGAAAGAAACCCGAAAUACCCUCGUAUUAGCGCGCCACCUCGCCAGAAGCUCGAUCAGUACCAGAUUCUGAAGUACCCUCUGACCACUGAAUCGGCCAUGAAAAAGAUUGAAGACAACAAUACCCUUGUUUUCAUCGUUGACAUUCGUGCUGACAAGAAGAAAAUCAAGGAUGCUGUUAAGAAGAUGUACGAUAUUCAGACCAAGAAGGUCAACACUCUUAUCAGGCCUGACGGUACCAAGAAAGCUUAUGUUAGGUUGACACCCGACUUUGACGCGUUGGAUGUUGCCAACAAAAUCGGUAUCAUCUAA